AGCUCCGUUAAUGGCUGACAAGACCCUCCUACUAGUCUUAUGGAUUCCAUUUCUUCUCUUGCUCCCUUUACUACUGCUUUUACUGAGAAAGCAGAUCAAUAAGCCACAAAAGCACUUCCCACCAAGCCCUCCUAAGCUUCCCAUUAUAGGCAACCUCCACCAGUUUACUCAAUCUGGUUCAUCACUUCAUCAAAACCUAUGGAGACUAUCACAAAAAUACGGACCACUCAUGCUCUUACACAUGGGUCGCAGACCGACCCUCAUAAUCUCAUCAGCUGAAGCAGCAAAACAGACCUUGAAAGAUAAUGAUCUCCACUGUUGCAGCAGACCGGCCUCCUCGGGAUCUCGCAGAAUCACAUUUAACUAUCUAGACAUAGGAUUUGCGCCUUACGAUGAAUAUUGGCGAGAGAUAAGAAAGAUAUGUGUGCUUGAGAUUUUCAGUGCCAAAAGGGUUCAGUCGUAUAGGUCUAUUAGAGAAGAAGAAGUCGUGAAGAUGAUUGAUUCAAUCUCUGACGCAUCAGCUUCAUCUUCUCCUGUUAACCUUACUGAGAAGUUGUUUGCUCUCAUGGGCAGUAUAAUUUUCAGGAUUGUUUUCGGGAUAAGUUUCCAAGGGAGCAAUUUGGAGCAUGAAAGAUUUCUUCGAGUGCUUCAUGAUAGUCGAGAUAUGGUUAUAGGCUUCUCAUCAUGCGCAGCUGAUUUCUUUCCUCCAUGUAUAGGGUGGAUCAUAGACAGGAUCUCCGGUAAACAUAGAGAGUUUGACAGAGUUUCCAGGGAAGUUCAUCGCUUUUUUCAGCAGGCGAUUGAUGAUCAUCUCAGGCCUGGGAGGACACAACAGGAGCAUGAAGAUAUAGUUGAUGUGCUGCUUAAAAUGGUCAAGAAGAAAACUGGAAUUGGAGCUGCUCAGCUUGGUCAUAAUAACAUCAAGGCAGUUCUCUUGGAUUUGUUUAUAGGAGGAGUAGAUUCCCCUGCAACUGCCGUGGUUUGGGCAAUGGCAGAGCUAGCUACGAAUACAAGAGUGAUGAAGAAAGCACAGGAAGAAAUUAGAAACUGUAUUGGAAAUAAAGGAAAAGCCACUGAAAUUGAUACAGAGCAGCUGCAGUACCUCAAGAUGAUAGUGAAAGAAACACUUCGACUACAUCCACCAGGUCCCCUACUUCUUCCAAGAGAAACCAUGUCCCACUUCAAAGUCCUUAGCUAUGAUGUUGACCCCAAAACAACAAUUCUCGUUAAUGAUUGGGCAAUCUCACGAGAUCCAGAAUUUUGGAACGACCCAGAAAAGUUCAUUCCGGAAAGAUUUGAUGAUAGUUCUGUUAAUUUUAAAGGGCAACACUUUGACUUCUUGCCGUUUGGAGCUGGUCGAAGAAUCUGUCCAGGGAUUUAUAUGGCAACGACGACAAUGGAGCUUGUACUUGCCGAAUUGUUGUGCUGCUUUGAUUGGAAAGUGCCUGAUGGAAUGAAUGAGGAAGAUAUGAAGAUGGAAGAAACAACCCAUGGGGCAGUUAUUUCCUUAAAAUAUCCUCUCAAUCUUGUCCCUAUGAGAUAUUCUUGUUAGGAAUUAUGAUCGUGAAAUAAACGUUUUCGAUCCACCCACAUCCUCUCCUACCACCCACGUCCAUGUCUUUUGCCUCCCUCCUUUCCAAAUGCCCCCUCACCCUCACCCAUAAUAAUUAGCCCCUUGUACACCCUCUGUGGUGGUUGCACACCCAAUGUGGUGUUCAUAUAUGGACGAUCUAAUUUCUAUUUGCUUGAUUUCUUGUCUUUUCCUUAUUGUUUAAGAAUAAAGAAUUCGAGAGAAAUUGAUGAGAGAA
Molecule: messenger RNA, 1808 nt
Organism: Rosa chinensis
Lineage: Eukaryota; Viridiplantae; Streptophyta; Magnoliopsida; Rosales; Rosaceae
Product: cytochrome P450 71B26
Exons: 2
Coding region: 11-1552 (513 amino acids)
Molecular function (GO): monooxygenase activity; oxidoreductase activity, acting on paired donors, with incorporation or reduction of molecular oxygen; heme binding
Source: RefSeq, a predicted model, not a curated record